Diaporthe amygdali is the source of this 843-nucleotide messenger RNA. RefSeq lists its product as uncharacterized. The record is from RefSeq and is a predicted model, not a curated record. Bases 1 to 843 code for a protein of 280 amino acids. The transcript is spliced from 2 exons. NCBI's taxonomy places the organism in Eukaryota, Fungi, Ascomycota, Sordariomycetes, Diaporthales, Diaporthaceae.
AUGGCGCCCACGACUCGCCCAUUGCCGCUUGCCCAAAUCGCGGGACCGCAGCUGGCGCCUUUUCGAGGUACAGCAACGGCCGACAUUGAAUUUGAACACUUCCUCGGUAGUGAUAAGGACCUGGAUUCCAAGGUCUGGAGAGUCUGCAUCGAUGGGGAAACCUACGCUCUCAAGAUCGAGUAUAUCGAUUACCUUGACCCAUUCCAUUGCGAAUGCCGGGCUUACGGGCGCCUAAAGCAAGAGGAUCGCCAGGAUCUAGCUAUCCGCGCACAUGGUUACAUUCUGUUGACACAGGCUCAGGAGCAGCAUGUUACCGAGGCCCUCGGUGAGGAGUAUGUGGACUGGGAGGAACACCCGGAACCGCUAGAUUGCAGUGGUGUCUUCACGCGGUGGGAGGAUCACCGGCACUAUCGCGUGCGCGCCAUCGUCAAGGAGUAUGUUCCGUCUCUGGAGCCAUGGACUGCGUCGCAGAUCCCUCGUAUGUACGCCGAUCUCGAGGAUCUUCACAAGUUGGGUAUCUUGGUCAGAGACAUACACGAGGGAAACUACCUCAGUGGUAAGCUGGUCGACUUUAGCCAAGCCUGGGCGAUGUACCAUCCCUGCCUGGACCGGGGAACCCCGAGAGGUGUCUACGAACGGAGGAAGGACGAGCCUCAAAAAUUCGAGGAGAUGGUUGAGGUAUGGGCCGCUACUGAGAAAAUCAAGAUCGAAAAGCCUGCAGGUCUCCUCAAAUGGCAUAGCGGGCAGGAAAGCGAUUUUGGAUUCGACCCUCGACAAUAUCGCUGGCAGGAAGAGGUCAAAAUAGAACCCGCGGGAGGUGGAUCACAAGCGGGCAACCGCUAG